AUGUUAAGAGAUGAAUUAGAAGGACAAAAGAACAUUAGUAAUUUUUAUGAUAAAAAUAAUGAGGAUUAUAUGAAUGAUGAGAAUGAAAAAAAUGAAGAAAAUAAAUCUCCUACUUUAUUUGAUAAUUAA
Molecule: messenger RNA, 129 nt
Organism: Funneliformis geosporum
Lineage: Eukaryota; Fungi; Glomeromycota; Glomeromycetes; Glomerales; Glomeraceae
Source: the annotation of a GenBank genome assembly